Molecule: messenger RNA, 2349 nt
Organism: Talaromyces marneffei
Lineage: Eukaryota; Fungi; Ascomycota; Eurotiomycetes; Eurotiales; Trichocomaceae
Exons: 6
Coding region: 1-2349 (782 amino acids)
Biological process (GO): protein deubiquitination
Molecular function (GO): protein binding; cysteine-type deubiquitinase activity; zinc ion binding
Source: RefSeq, a predicted model, not a curated record
AUGGUGGGGUGCCGUCAUUUCAAAGAUGCAGACGUGCGACCUCCGAGUUCGACACAACCCGUGUACAGAGAAGAUUGCACUCAGUGUUUUGAUUCAAUAGAUGAUCCGUCUGGACUGAAUGUCUGCCUCCAUUGCUUCAACGGCGGAUGUACUGGUGAACGGAAUCAUGCACAGCUGCACCACACACGCACUGGGCACGUAUUGGCUCUCAAUAUCAGAAGGACCAGGAAAAAAAUUCAGAGGGAUGAGCCACCCCAGAAGAUUUCCAAGCUUGCUAUAUUAGCUGAAACAGAAGAAGACCGUUACGAUACAGCAACGACCGUUAUUUGUUACGAGUGCCAGGUGGAAAAUAGCGACGAUUUGGGCGAUAGAUUAUCUGCAGUGGUGGAAGGAGUCAUGAAAGCUCUAUCUUUCUCGAAACGAGAAGAGGUAAAAGCAUGGGAGCAAGAAUUCAUUCCCUGCGAGCACACCCUAUGCUUAGCCCAGCAAGAUCACGGAAAUGUCAACAGGAAGGAGUUGAAACAAUGUUCCACGUGUGAGCUGAAAGAGAAUUUAUGGCUGUGCUUGGAAUGCGGUAAUGUUGGCUGCGGCAGGAGCCAAUUUGGUGGUGUUGGAGGUAACUCACAUGCUUUAGCCCAUGCGGAUUCAUCAUCUCAUGGUGUUGCUGUCAAACUUGGCUCCAUAACGCCAGAGGGUUCUGCCGAUAUAUACUGUUAUAGGUGCAAUGAGGAAAGGAUAGACCCUAAUCUGGCCGCGCACUUGGCGCAUUGGGAGAUCAACAUCGCAGAGAGUGAGAAGACAGAGAAAAGCCUGAUGGAACUGCAAGUUGAGCAAAACCUGAAGUGGGAAUUUGCCAUGACAUCUGAUGAUGGCUCGAUCCUACAACCAAUCUUUGGCCCUGGCUUUACAGGUUUAAAGAAUCUAGGGAAUAGCUGCUACCUUGCUAGCAUCGUUCAAUGUCUGUUCGCACUACCUGACUUUCAACACCGAUAUCUUCGCCCCAACGAGGAACCCCCUCAUAUCAAUAGCCCCGCAGAGGAUCUUGAAACACAAUUAAGGAAGCUGGCUGACGGUCUAUUAUCUGGAAGAUACUCCAAACCAGAUUCCGAGAUAUCGGUCCAACCUAGCUCGGUGGAGGUACCCCAUCAAAGAGGACUUGCACCCGCGAUGUUCAAGCAUCUCAUUGGCCGGGGCCAUGACGAGUUCUCGACAAUGAGACAGCAAGACGCUUUUGAAUUUCUACUCCAUCUUUUCAAAGUUAUCACUUUGUCGAGUCGUACAGGAAUUUCAGCCAAUCCUGUUGAGAGUUUCCGUUUCGUUCUUGAACAGCGCCUUGAGUGCCUGGAUUGCGGUAAAGUCCGAUACAAGUAUGACGAGCAGGACAACAUUUCAGUUCAGGUACCUGCCCGCCCACUGGCGUCAGAAAACGGGUUGGAACAGACAUCCACAUAUGAAUCAGUAACCAUGAAGGAGUGUCUUGAUAUCUUCACUGGUGAUGAGGUGGUGGAACUAAAGUGCCCAGGCUGCGAUAGCAACAAAGGUUUUCGCAAACGGUCCCUUUUCAAGUCGCUACCACAGCAUCUGGUCAUAAACGCUCGUCGGUUUGAACUAAUCAACUGGGUACCUACCAAACUCAACAUACCUGUGGAAAUCAACGAUGAUGACAUGGAUAUGGGGGCUUAUUUGUCUUCUGGUCCCCUUCCAACAGAAGAACUUCUACCUGAAGAUACUGCUACCAGAGCAUUCUCUGCAAACCCCGAACUAGUUCAACAGCUAGCAAGCAUGGGAUUCUCCCAGGUACGAUGCGAAAAUGCACUGUAUGCAACAGGCAAUUCCGAUCUAGAGAGUGCAAUGAACUGGCUUUUGGCUCACCUAGAUGACCCUGAUAUUGACAAGCCCGUGUCAGUGAGCGGUGGUGAAACCCCAGCGGAAAACGAUAUUGAAAAGAUUCAGCAACUUGGAGAGAUGGGCAUUGAUGCUAAGCAAGCGUCAAGAGCGUUAUCAGCGACAGGUGGAGAUGUUAACAGGGCGCUAGAUUGGGUGUUUAGCCAUCCUGGGGGUUGUGGCGACGAUAAUGAGAUGUCCACUACCCAAGAAGCUGGGUCAGCUCUGCCACGGGAAACUCCUGGCAAGACAGAUUUGCCAGCAAAAUACAAGCUACAGUCGCUGGUUUGUCACAAAGGCGGUUCACUCCAUGCUGGACAUUACGUUGCCUUCAUAAAAAGGAAAAUUCCUCAUAGCGAUGGAUCAGCCUGGGUCCUCUACAAUGAUGAGAAAGUAGUCAAGGCGGAUAACUUUGAAGAGAUGAAGCAGUUCGCCUAUGUUUACUUUCUCUCUAGGUCCGAGUAA